CUUAGCUCAGGUACAGUAUAAUAAACAAGCUUCUUUCAGCUCGAGCUGAAAUCUUCAUUUUCUGCAGAUCUCUCGCGAUACUACCUGAUUAUUUGCAAAAAGUUCAAGUUGAAGAUACCUUGAACACGACACGGACGUAAAGGUUACACCCGCAAAUAUCCGCCAACAUGCGCUUCGCUGGCAGCCUCAUCCUUGGCCUUUUGGCAGUCAACGGCCUGGCUCAAACAGUCAUUCCCGAUCAAAACGCAGAGCCUUCAGCCAUCGCUCAACCAGAACCAUCAGCGCCUGCUGCUGAGCCCUCAAAUCCUGCUCAAGACCAACCCUCAGAUGCUGCCGACGAUGGAGACGCACAGCCGACAGACGCACAGCCGACAGACGCAGAUAGCGUCCCGUCUGCCACAAAUGGCCUAGAGCCAACAGCUGUAGAGCCAUCAAACGAAGCUUCCCAAGCCUCGGGCGGCCAGCAACCCACUGCGACGGCGAGCGAUGGCGACGGUGAGGAUGUCUCAACCGCUGAAGGCACAGCGACAGCAGAUGCUACUGCCACGGAUGCCGACGCGACAGCUACAGCGUCCGAGACUGACGACGAUGACUCGACCAACACAGCCACUGCAACAGCUACAUCCAGCUCUGCUCCCACAAGCACAGGCACCAUAGUUGAAGUCGAUCUCAAGAACGCUACAAUUGGUGAAAACGCUGAACUCGUCAAGGUUGAUGGCAAGGACGCCAUUAAAUUGAGCGCCCCCGCCAACGGCCAAGCAACCUUCCGCGUCGCCGUUGACAGCGACGAUGAACUGAACACAGACGAGCUCAUCUACAUUGUCGCUUCCAUCCUCGUCGGCGAGCCCACCAGCGCGAAACUCCGACGACGAGCCGACAAGACCGAUUGUACACUGCAGAUCCAGGCUGACGGGCAGAACGUCUACGAGGAACCGCUGUACACCAACAAUGGCCAGUUCCAGGACGUUACCAGCAGCGGCAUCCAGUCUUCGGAUAAGCCAGAGGUGCAGGUCACGCAGAAGUGUGGCGACAAGCCAUCGCCUCUGACUGUGAACAACGUCCGUGUUGGAAACGAGAGUGGCGUCAAGUCAAGCGCUGGCUCUGGAGGCUCGGGCAGUGGUGGAAGCGGUAGUGGUAGUGGAAGUGGAAGUGGAAGUGGAAGUGGAAGCGGUGGAAAGGGCGGUAGCGGUGACAAGACUUCCACGGCGACAGGUGCUUCAGCGAGCGAAACUGGUGACUCCGGUAAUAUCGGUGCUAGGACCAAAGCCAGCGCUGGAGCUCUUGCUGCAGCUAUUCUGGCUCUCGCCGCCAUGGUUUAAAUGGACGCAUCUAUUUGGUGACAUAUGGGACGGGGACAUGGGGAAACUAGAUUAUACGAAUCAUUAUUCACGACAAUACUAAUUACGCAUAAUUGACUAAUCGUAUAUACGGCCAAUUCAGUCCUCGUUGUUCAAUUGUGCGCGUGCGUUACCAAACCCUCCAUCAUGUCGCAAUUCCUGCGGCCCUCUUGUCGUCAUCGACCAAUUCUUUGUACCGGGGAGUGCUUCGCUGUCGAAGCAAUUUACCAAACUUGAUCAUGACGAAGCAAGCGGAACAAGCGACCAAAGCGAUAAAAGCAGCUGAGAUGAAGCAAUUUUGAUAGCCCAUGUUGGUGAUCCAAGGCGUGAUGCUGACGUCUGUUAGUGGCUGUUCAUCUCAUCUCACCAGCGGACGGAAACUUACCCAUAACUAAUGGCAAAAGACAUCGUGUUGCGAACCAGAAUAAUCGUAACCAUUGCAUCACCGCUGAGUUCAUAGUAGCUAUCAAUCAGAUAAUUGAUACUGAUGAUGAGUCCCAUGACACUCGUCACAGACAAAGUGCACAUGGCG
Molecule: messenger RNA, 1869 nt
Organism: Fusarium verticillioides 7600
Lineage: Eukaryota; Fungi; Ascomycota; Sordariomycetes; Hypocreales; Nectriaceae
Exons: 3
Coding region: 168-1319 (383 amino acids)
Source: RefSeq, a predicted model, not a curated record